This is a messenger RNA of Colias croceus (clouded yellow), 1968 nucleotides long. RefSeq names its product centrosomal and chromosomal factor-like. Bases 791 to 1378 code for a protein of 195 amino acids. The record is from RefSeq and is a predicted model, not a curated record. Lineage: Eukaryota; Metazoa; Arthropoda; Insecta; Lepidoptera; Pieridae. The transcript has a single exon.
GUUAAAUCAUAACAAAGUUGUUUACAAUGUGGCGACUGGCGAGUGUACGUAGAAUACCUAGGUGACGCUUGACUUAUACAUUAGCUAGCCCACCGCUUUAAAUAAGGUUUAAAAGAUUUAUGUAAAUGCGACAUUGUAAAAUAGUUUUGUUUUCUACGUUCACCUUUACACCUCCGGCAAUUAGCAAGUAUAAUACCGCUCCCAUUGCUAUGUGCAUAAUGCGGCCCGCACCUACGGCACAAUGUUGUGACGCCGUAAACCACGCAUUGUAAUCGUUUAUUGUACUCUGCCGUAUUAGGUACAGUACAUUCUACAAGAGACCGUCGCGUCGUUAGGAAAAUGUGUCGCUUCAUUCGAUAGCCCUUCUUACAGGCGGCCAAGCGCGGAGCGCGUCAAUGAGACAUUUCGUUUCUUUGUUUCGUUGAUACGCGGCGCUACUACGCGCGAUCAGCUGUUCGGCAUUCGCACGCAGCAGAGUGCGCAGCCGCGCUCGCGCCCGCCUCGCCGCCGCCAUCUUAUCGAGCGGCGCGGGCCGCAGCGCGCACACUCCGCCGGGUCCCGGCCGCCGGAGUCCCGACGCGACACUCUCCUGCUGGGCCGCGCCGCGCCGACCGAGCCGCGCGACCGAACCACGGCGAGGGGAGAGGGGACUCCGCGCAGGCGCGCCGCCCGCGCUCUCAGUCUAGCGCUCGCCGCCGACUAGCGCGCACGUCCGCGCGCUCUAUCUCGCAAAAUCAGCUGAUCGGCGCGCGCCCCGCGGCGCACAUGCCGUGAGGCCGCGCCCGCCACGAUGACGGGCUACGCCCGCGGCGAGGCCGAUUUCGCCGCAGACCGCUUCAGGCGGGACGCCCGGCCCGCCUCGCUCGCUCCAAAGGAUUACUCGGUGCCUUUACACGUAGACUGCAGUAUCGAAUACGAGCUUCCCGACUGUGCCAAGCCGCCGCAGGGCGUCAAGAUCGAGCCGCUGCUCAUGAUCCACCCGUCGCACUUCCGGAGGCUCGAGAGCCUGCGGCGGGUGCCGUUCGUCAACAACCUGCCGCGCACGGACGGUGCGACGGCCGGUGCGGUGGCGGCGCCGGGGCCCGACGCGCGGCGCGGGCGCGCGGCCCGGCGCUGCUGCCGAGCGGCGCCCGCCCCGCCAGCGCCGGCGCCGCAGCCCGCGCAGGCCCAGCGCGCGCGGCUGCCGGAGGACGCGCGCCGCUACCGCUUCGAGUACGCGCCCGAGGGCAGCGGCAAGCUGGUGGCGCGCGGCCGCCUCAAGCCGCACCCGUACCUGCCGCCCGAGGCUCUGGACUGUGAUAUCCGCGCGCUGCCGCCGGCCGCGCCCUACGAGCGCUUCGACAAGCGCGCCUUGCAGCAGCUGCCCAUCUACAUGUAGCCGCCCGGCCGGGGCCGCUCUCUGUGAUGUUUCCUGUAAUUAGUUAGUGAUAAGUGAACGAACCCGAUACCAAAUAGAACUUGUGCGUUGAUAUUGUUUGAACGUCGACUGUGUUGUGGACCUGUGACGCGUACGGCCCCGCGGGGCCCCAACUGAACGUAUUUAUUGCAGUAUCCGAUGCUUCAUGAUAACUUAUUGUACCGUCGCUGAUUCGUUGCGUAUUUCUGUAUAAGAUAUCAUAUCGAUAAAUAUAUGUUCAAAAAUUGUAUUAUAAUAAAUAUGUACCUAUAGAGUAAAAAAAUGAAAGUGAGAAAAAAUAUUACGAAUAAAUCUAGAAAUAGUUAUGUUUUCGAAUAGGUGAUGAUAUAGGACAGUCCCGAGUGGUAAACUAGAAUCGUACUCUACUCUCAUUUUGUAAGCAGUUAUGUUUGUUAAAAUUAUAUAUAAAGAGUCCUCUGAUGAAUAGUCUGAUUAACAAAUAUUCGGCAUGUAAAAGUCUUUAUAAUGCGCUUACUUAGCAUAUCAUAGUAUUAUAUUGUGUCAUAGUCCAAUGCCAAAAAUAUAACUAUCUUUUUACAAAAAUCCCUAAA